Molecule: messenger RNA, 2204 nt
Organism: Onychostoma macrolepis
Lineage: Eukaryota; Metazoa; Chordata; Actinopteri; Cypriniformes; Cyprinidae
Product: serine/threonine-protein kinase pim-2-like
Exons: 8
Coding region: 508-1683 (391 amino acids)
Biological process (GO): negative regulation of apoptotic process; protein autophosphorylation; regulation of mitotic cell cycle
Cellular component (GO): cytoplasm
Molecular function (GO): protein serine/threonine kinase activity; ATP binding
Source: RefSeq, a predicted model, not a curated record
UAGAAUAGGCUACUUAUGGCAAACAUUUGUACAUUCAUUCUAAUUAUAUCCUAUUGCAAAUACACUCACAAUAGUAUAGUAAAAAAAUAGUUAUUUGUGAUUGGACCAGUGUAGUGAAAUGAGACUGGAGCCGCCUGGCAGAAGCCCCUCCUUGACGCGAAUUCGCGUCUGUUGUGACUUGAAUUUCACGCGCGAAUGAAGCGAGUAAACUCAAAAUGUUCAAGCGUCCAACUACGCGCGAAUAGCGCGAUUUAUUCGCGCAAGUCGCGUCUGGUGUGAACGCACAGUUAGAACGUUCGUCGGCCAAUCAGAUUCAAGCAUUCACUUGAUGCAUUUUUUAAAUGUUUUUUCUCUAAUCUCAGCUCCUCUGCGCAAGCUGUUGUGACGUCACAUUUAGAACGUCUCGCCUAGGCUUGGAACUUGCUCAUUUUGUGGGUUAAAGUGUCGGAGUGUAGAUUGAUCAACUGGUUGCUGUCAGACUUUUAUCGAGUGAUAAAUAUUGUUAUCAUGAGAUUACUUUCACGACUGAAAAAAAUGAUUGAGAAGGAGUGUGUACAAGAACCAUGUGUUCUUCUCAAACACACUUGUAACACGGUGGAGAACCAUCCUCCUCAUCGGCCUGAUGAGGUUCCCGUUGUUGCUGGUGGUUUUGAUGGAGGAAAGGGGGCAGAAAGAGAGGAGAAAAGGAAAAAGAAGAGCUUCUGGAGGGGGCCAGCUCUCUGCUUUCCUCACCGGAGAGCCACUAAAUAUGAUCUGGCUAAAGCUGAGAAUAAGUACCAGGCAGAAGCCGGAUCAUAUCAGACAUUUACCGAUGCUCCAGCUUCUAAAGUCCACCCUGUUCCUGCUGAGGAACAGCGAGAGCAGAAUGUCCCAGGCAAAGGCCACAUCCGCAGCCAUUAUAAAAUCGGCCCAAAACUGGGUCAGGGAGGAUUUGGCUUCGUCUACGAAGGGACACGCUGCAAAGAUGGACUUGAGGUGGCUGUGAAAUUUUCAGUGAAGUCACCAAACAUGCCAUUUAUCAGAGUGCCUGGUCAUCCCGAAGGCAUCCCAAUGGAGAUAGGCCUGACACUCAUGGCCAAUAAAAACCCCAGAGCUCCUGAGAUCAUAAAAAUUCUGGACUGGGAGGACAACGAAGACCACUUCAUUAUGGUCCUGGAGCGGCCCAUGCCCUGCAUGGAUUUAAAAAGUUUCGUAAAGCUCCACGGAGAGAGUCUUGAUGAGGGGACGGCACGAAACAUCAUGCGGCAGGUCAUUGAAGCCGCUAACAUUUGUGUCAAGCGUGGUGUCUUUCAUCGGGACAUAAAAAUGGAGAACCUGCUGGUAAACCAGGACACCAUGGAGGUGAAAUUGAUUGACUUUGGGUGUGGUGUGCAAAUGAAGAGAUUUGGCUACAAAGUCUUCAGUGGCACAAAAAUAUACUGUCCACCAGAGGUCACCGUGAAUGGCAGAUACCAUGCAAAGCCGACAACAGUGUGGUCGCUAGGGAUCCUCCUGUUCAUGAUGGUGUGCGGAUAUUAUCCCACAGAAUACGACCUGGAUCUGAUCAGUAAGAGGAGCUGGACCAGACCUGGCCUGUCACAAGAAUGCUGCCAGAUGAUUUCUUCAUGUCUGCAGUCUGAUCCACAGCGGAGGAUCCAUCUGGAGAAGAUGCAUCUCCAUGACUGGUUUCAGGUCAUGGAGUAAGACACGAAGAACUUAAGAAAACAACUCCUGUCACAGCCAACCUGUUGUUUUCUAUCUUCAGUAAGCUUUGCAUCUGGCGGGCUGAUAUAAGUGGCUUUUCCAUCCCUCCACUCAAGCCUUACCAUCUUAUGAGGGCCGGCAUGUCCUGGUAGCGUUUGCUGCCUCGACUUGUAAUAGUUAUUUGCAUAGCUUUUAAAUUUAUAUAUACUUCUAGAAAAUUAGUAAGACAUUUUGUAAGAUAAGUGUAUAAGGUAAAUCUGUAAGAUAGACAAGUGUUUAAGUGUAUGCGAUAGAUAAGUCUAUACAUUUAAAGAUAAGUGUAUAAGAUAGAUAAGUGUAUAAGAUAAGUUUAUAAGUGUAUAAGAUAGAUAAGUGUAGAAGUUGUAAGAUAAGUGUAUAAGAUAGAUACGUUUAUAAGUGUAUAAGAUAGAUAAGUGUAGAAGUUUAUAAGAUAAGUAUAAUUUAAUAAGAUAAUUGAAUUUAUAAAAAACCUGGUAAGAAAAAAUAUAAUAAAGUAUAUA